CCUCUUCCCCUCUCACCCCUCCAUUCUUUUCUUCUAGUCUUCUCCUUUCCCAUGAUGAGCACCCAACGUAGAGGGACUCGCACGAUUCCACCCGCCCUCCACACCGAUUCCACCGAGUUUGCGCCUUUUGCCCCUGACCUCAUGCAGGGCAUAACAGAGGCAGAACCUCUGUCAAUGGCGGCAGAGUGGACAAAUGAGAAACACAGUAUGUAUCUGAAGUCCAUGGAAGCAUCAUUUGUGAACCAGUUAUAUGAUUCCAAGCAGAUUCUUGGUAGGAGAUUCCAUGAAGACGCUUCCCUCCCCUCCACUGCCUCUUCUGGCCGGUUCAAAGUUCUUCGAGGUGGCAGCUGGCGCAACAUCAACUUUAAAAGAGAAAAUCCUCAUAUAAAUAGGGCUAAUGAGUGCCAUGAUCUAAAUGCAAAUCCUUGGAUUCAACACUUCAGAUCUUCAAGCAAACAAGGAAGUGUGACAUCUCCUGCAAAUGAAGAAACUGCUACUUCUACAAUGGACGCUGCCUGUUUAGGCCGGAGGAGGGGAGUUGUCUCUGGAUCACGUACAAGUUCAGGGCACAUUCACAUCUGUAAAUCUCGCACAUCUAAGCAGGAUGUGUUAUGUGAUGAUACAGGCGAUCUGAUUGGUACAGAGAUGUCAGAUCAGAACUUCGUUGAUGACGAAGUGAAAGACGAAGAGGAAAGCGAGAGAAGCAGCAAUGUGAAAAGGCUGAAAUCUCUGGAAUCUGAAGCUAAAUACAAUGACCAGAUGGUGCCUCUGAGCAAGGAGCGUACCAUUGGAGAUGUAACCGACAACGACUCUGUUUCUGCAGCUCAGAGUUAGCAUCUACUCACUCGCGAGUUGUCAGCUAAAUCGGGUUUGGCUUAACUUGAACAUCAAAACGUGCCCGCGAUUUUUCGAUUUGUUAGUGUAAUAUAUAUAUACACACACACAUAUAUAUUUACAUGUUGUUGCAGUUCUAGUGGUAAUAAUAGCCGUUACAUGGAUCAUCUGUCAUUGGUGUCUGAAUUUUGAAGAUGUUUCCAUUUUAAGCUUCUCUCUUUUUUCUUCCCAUAUAA
This is a messenger RNA of Neltuma alba, 1070 nucleotides long. RefSeq lists its product as uncharacterized. NCBI's taxonomy places the organism in Eukaryota, Viridiplantae, Streptophyta, Magnoliopsida, Fabales, Fabaceae. Gene Ontology annotation, biological process: regulation of circadian rhythm; response to cold. The record is from RefSeq and is a predicted model, not a curated record. The transcript has 5 exons. The coding region runs from base 52 to 834 and encodes 260 amino acids.